AUGGAAGAGGAGGAUUACUACUAUUACGAUGAAAAUUAUGGCGAUGAGGAGGAGGAGACGUGGGAGGCAGCGCUGGAAAACGCCUACGUGACGGCAAAGUCCAUGAUGGACACCAUGCCAGAGCAGUGUGCUGCUGGACUGCGUGGCGUCGAGCGCGACGAUCCGGUGGGAGGAAAGUGGACGUUCAAGGCAUUCAAGAUGCUUGUAAGGGUCUGUCGACGCAUUGAAUCCUAUGAAGAGAUGCUGAGCUAUUACAACAAGGUCUCCACCUUUAGCCAAAAGUGUGUGAGCAAGGCUCAAUUGCAGAAAGCCAUGACAAAGCUUAUUGAUGAGGCACAGCGUGUGCCUGUAGAAUAUCUCCGGCGUAUGUUGGAAACCACCAUUGAGGUCACUUCAAGGGACAUGGGUUCUUUUGGUAAACUGUGGUUUAACGCAAAACUUAAACAUGCGACGCUGUUACUCGAGUCGAAUGCUCUGGAUGCCGCGCUGGAGGAAAUGGGAGUAGUACUAGAGUGGUGUAAAGAGGAAGAUCAAUUUGCUCUCAAGAGAAGUUCCCAAUUGUUUCUCUCAUACGCGUUGUUGCUAGGAAUAUACUCCAAAAAAAAUGAUUACAGUUCUAUGCGGGAAACCUUCUUUCUGGCAACCUCUAUUAUCAACACGAUUCCCCCAUCCCGCGUGAUGGGCGGUGUGAUGGAGUGCGGUGGAAAGAUGUACAUUCAUUUUCGUGACUGGCAAUCGGCAUUUCGGGCCUUUUCGGAUGCAUUUCUGCACUACAACGAGUCCGGUGACCCUCGAAAGAUAGGUUGCCUGAAGUACCUCGUGCUGACCCGCAUGCUUGGUGGAUCCACUAUUGAUCCGUUUGCCAGGCAAGAAACAAAAGUGUACGAGGAAACGCCUGAAAUCGUGCCCGUUGCAACACUUAUGAGGUCUUUUGCCGCGAAUGAUGUUCGCGGAUUUCUCGAAGUUAUGGCUUUCUACCGAGAAGCUUUUGAGGCCGAUUCCGUGCUGCAAUCCUGCCUGGACUUUGUGCUGGAGCAGCUCCGCCUACAGGCUCUUGCGGCGUACUUGGCGCCGUACCAGCGUCUUUAUAUAAAACGUCUGGAGGAGGUAUUAUGUGUGGACGCAGAGGAGGUAGAGCGACUGUGUGUCAGGGCGGUGAUGGAGGGUAAUCUCCAUGCCGCUCUCGAUGAUGAGGAACACGUAAUUAUUAUGCAAAAGGAGCAGUUGGCCGGGCCGCAGGAGGAGCGGCUUCAGGCUUUGACGCGCUGGUCCAAUGCACUAACUCAACUGAAUGAAGAAACAAGAUGGGAAGUUGAGCGCAUCACAUGA
Trypanosoma cruzi is the source of this 1329-nucleotide messenger RNA. RefSeq lists its product as uncharacterized. Gene Ontology annotation, biological process: protein deneddylation. The record is from RefSeq and is a predicted model, not a curated record. The transcript has a single exon. Bases 1 to 1329 code for a protein of 442 amino acids. NCBI's taxonomy places the organism in Eukaryota, Euglenozoa, Kinetoplastea, Trypanosomatida, Trypanosomatidae. Gene Ontology annotation, cellular component: COP9 signalosome. Gene Ontology annotation, molecular function: catalytic activity.